CAGUAUACAUGCCCUUUGACCCGCUACUUUUCCAAUCCGCGGAGCAGGCACUACAAUUCCUCUUGUUCCCCCAGCAACCUUCUUUAAUCAUUAUCUUAAUAUGCUCCCUCGUCAUGUGAAUACUAUAUGACAGGUGAAGCUCGUGAGCUCAAUUCCACCUACAGUUCGCAAGAUCCUUUCCACACACCGCCCCCCUCCCCCUCUCGUGGGUGUGCUUUCGAAACCAUUCAGGAGCGCUGAAUAUUUUCUCACUAAGCGGGGACGGCAUGGAUGACCAAUCGUGGACUAACAUAUUCUUUCCUCACUGGCAACCACCAGAUUGGAUUAACUCAGUGCAUGGGAAGAAUCAACACUUCAAACCUUUUCCUGAUCUCCAGAGAAACUGGAUAUUGGGGAGGUUAGUGGCUAGAGGAAGGCGUGCUAGCCAGGACCGAACUCAGGUUCUAUGGCUGCUAGUUCGGUUUGAGAAAAGAUAUACGCGCAAGUGUGUGGCCAAAGUGUUUCCUGACUACACUGCGACGGAUGCACAAUCCCAGCUUCGACGCCUUCCCUCACGCAUCCCUAGAAAGCUGAUGGAUGUUAGAGAUGCCCUCGAUCCAUAUCUUAACGACGCUCGAGCGUUUCAACGCAUUGGUAUAUCGUGUCCAGCUUCUCAAAGGAUAUACUUUCCAGCAUUCUACGGCGUCAUUACCGACCUCAGUGCAUCUAAGUUCACUUCCGGAUAUGUGAACUCUUGAGCUCUUGUUAUCGAGUCCAUCAGGCCUAGGCAUGCAUCAAGGCAGAUUCUAGCGGCAUGCGGAGAAUGUAGCCGCGAGUUCAGGGAUCGGCUCGAAGC
Messenger RNA from Aspergillus saccharolyticus JOP 1030-1, 835 nucleotides. RefSeq lists its product as uncharacterized. The record is from RefSeq and is a predicted model, not a curated record. NCBI's taxonomy places the organism in Eukaryota, Fungi, Ascomycota, Eurotiomycetes, Eurotiales, Aspergillaceae. The transcript has 2 exons. Bases 267 to 737 code for a protein of 156 amino acids.